AUCAACACCCGCGUUAAUAACGGAUAAGGUAUAAAAUGAGGCGCUGGGAUGUGCUGAUAGUGUGUAGACAUUUCAGUUUUCAUUUCAACCCCUCCUGUCUCUAAGAAUUUCACCAUGAAUAUCUUCGUCAUUGUUGCCGCUUUCUUUAUUGGUGCGGCUUACACCAAGCCGGCUCCACCAAAAAUCGUUGGUGGCGACCAUGUCGUCAAGGGUGAUCACCCCUACCAGAUCCACCUUCGCCGCACCAUCAACUACUUUGGCAUCUUCCAGUCCACCAGCUGGGGCUGCGGUGGUUCCAUCAUCAGCGCCAACUACGUCCUGACGGCCGCUCACUGCGUGAAGGACUUUGACGGCCGCACCGAUUUGGCCGCCGCCAACCUGUUGAUCCGUGUCGGCCAGCACGAUUCCUCCGAGCAGGAGUCCCAUGCCGAGAACUACCGCGUCCGCCGUGUCAUCUCCCACAACGGUUUCAACCCCAGCACCCUGGUCCAUGAUGUGGCUCUCCUGGAGGUCGAUCCCAUCACCUUCACCGACCACGCUCAGGCCGUGCCCUUGGCCGCCAUCAGACCCUCCACCGGUGCUGAAUUGACCGUCACCGGGUGGGGCACCACCUCCUCGGGUGGAUCCGCCAGCGAGAUCCUGCAGUCCGUCAACGUGCACGUUGUGGACCGUGCUACCUGCAACGGCCCGUCCUCGUAUGCCGGUGCCAUUGUCGAUGGUAUGUUGUGCGCGGCGGCCAAUGGCAAGGACAGCUGCCAGGGUGACAGCGGUGGACCCUUGACCGCUACCGAUGCCAACGGUCAGGACAGUCUGGUCGGUGUGGUUUCGUGGGGUCGUGGCUGUGCCUUCGAUGGUUAUCCCGGAGUAUACGCUGAUGUCGUCUACUACCUGCCCUGGAUCCAACAGAACUCGGGUGUGGUCCCCGCUCCGUCGGCCGGUGCCCGCCUUUAAAUUAAGGCGAUCCUGAAUAAGAGUUUUUUCCGGCAAAUGUUUUUGCCGUUUCUGUAAAUUUGCACUCUAAAUACUGAACUCCGACAUUUGUCUAUGCAAAGGCUAAAUUUUUUCUAUUGUGAUGGAAACGCAAAAGGGCGCGAGGGCCCGGUCAGAAUAAAGAUCUCCAACGGUUG
Molecule: messenger RNA, 1127 nt
Organism: Paramacrobiotus metropolitanus
Lineage: Eukaryota; Metazoa; Tardigrada; Eutardigrada; Parachela; Macrobiotidae
Product: trypsin alpha-3-like
Exons: 2
Coding region: 115-951 (278 amino acids)
Biological process (GO): proteolysis
Molecular function (GO): serine-type endopeptidase activity
Source: RefSeq, a predicted model, not a curated record